AUGAUUGGCGGCGUCGCCGCUGUGAUCUCCGCGGCGGCGUGCGCUCACCAGCCCGAUCCGCCCCACUUCCCGCCCUUCCUCUUCAACCCCUUCCCCCCCUUUCCUUUCGUGCCCUCUCCUCCCGCUCGCGCACACACCUCCGUCUUCCCUCCCCCCUUCUCUUCUCCUCCUCCCAUCGUGUGCUCCCACGGCGCCGCCUCUCCCCUCUGGUCCUCAGAUCGCCUUGAUCACUUAGAGUGGAGGGGGAGCGGGCCCCAUCGCGAAUGGCAACAGGGGGUGGCUGGUGUGGAGUGUGACCAGCAGGGAGAGAGAAGUGGAGGGGGAGCGGGCCCUAUCGCGAAUGGCAGCAGGGGGUGGCUGGUGUCGAGUGUGACCGGCAGGGAGAGAGAGUGCGGGCGGGAGAUUGUGAACGUGCUCGAUGAGUGGUGUGACAAGCUGGAGGCUGGCAAGGCGCAGGGGGAGGGGGAGGGGGAGGCACGGACUGGGGAAGGUGCAUCUGCAGGGAAGGCGAAGGGGGGUUCGUCCAUCGAUGCGCUGCUGGCGAAUGAAGUGGCAGCACUCAAGAAACAGGUGCGUGCGUGUGGAGAGGGGGUUGAGGAAACAGGUGUGUGUGUUUUGCAGCGGCUCACAGGUGCCCCUGUUUUGAGACGUCUCAGGCUACCAGGUGCCCCUGUUUUGUUCCCCUUGUGCAUCCUCGCCUCCUUGUUCCCUCCUUUCUCUUCUCCCUCCCUUCCUUGGGCAUGCCCCUCAGCCUCGGUUCAUGAGUGUGUAGUCUGGGUGCAAGGCGCUGCUGUUCGCAUAAAUGCCCAGCACAAACACCCAUCACUUCCCUCUCUCGCAAUCCUCUUUUCCCUCCCUCUUCCUCCCCUUGCCCCUCGUCUUGUCCCUCCCCUUGUCCUCAACGCUCUCACCUGGCGCUGCUGUUUGGACUCUUGCUGGCUGCAAGGCGCCGCUGUUUGCGAGAAUGCUAAGUGGAAACCCUUAUCGCUCCUCCUCUCUCUCCCAUCGUCUUUCUCCCUCCCCUUGCCCCUACCGUUUGCCCUCCCCUCGCCCCUCCUGUUCGCCCGCCCCUUGACAUCCCUCAGCCUCGUGCAAUUUCCAAUCACGUCUCCUCUCCCUCCGCUCGUCUUUCUCCCUCCACUCGUCUUUCUCCCUCCCCUUGCCCCUACCAUUCGCCCGCCCCUUGACGUCCCUCAGCCUCGGUUCGUGAGUGUGGAGUCUGGGUGCAAGGCACUGCUGUUCGUGAGGAUUAGAGAGGAUGCCAGGAAGGGGGGGAAGGGAGAGAAGGGAGGAAAGCAGUUGGAGGAGGGAGAGGAGAAGGAGGAGGAGGGUGAGAAGGAGGAGGUGGGGAAGACGGAGGAAGGGGAAAAGGAGGAGGAGAAGGGUGAAGGAGACAAGGAGGGGAAGGAGGGGGAUAAGGCCGGGGAAAAGGAGCAGGAGAAAGAGCAGGAGGAAGAGGUUACAGGAGGAGGAGAGAAGGAACCGGAGAAGGAGGGACAGGGAGGGGAGGGGGAGAAAGGGGAGGCAGGGGGAGAGCAGGGAAGGGUGUCGCCGUGUGAGUUGGCAGAGGCGGUGCUGCGGCAUGCCAAGGCCACCCAGCAGUCAGCCACUCGGUGGGUGUGGGGUAGUGGGUGUGGGGCAGUGGGUGUGGGGCAGUGGGUGUGGGGCAGUGGGUGUGGGGCAGUGGGUGUGGGGCAGUGGGUGUGGGGCAGUGGGUGUGGGGCAGUGGGUGUGGGGCAGUGGGUGUGGGGCAGUGGGUGUGAGGCAGUGGGUGUGGGGCAGUGGGUGUGGGGCAGUGGGUGUGGGGCAGUGGGAGUGAGGCAGUGGGUGUGGGGCAGUGGGUGUGGGGCAGUGGGUGUGGGGCAGUGGGUGUGGGGCAGUGGGUGUGGGGCAGUGGGCGGCAAGGCGACAACAUGA
This is a messenger RNA of Closterium sp. NIES-65, 1917 nucleotides long. Lineage: Eukaryota; Viridiplantae; Streptophyta; Zygnematophyceae; Desmidiales; Closteriaceae. The record is from the annotation of a GenBank genome assembly.